Lindgomyces ingoldianus is the source of this 376-nucleotide messenger RNA. RefSeq lists its product as uncharacterized. Bases 87 to 329 code for a protein of 80 amino acids. The transcript has a single exon. The record is from RefSeq and is a predicted model, not a curated record. NCBI's taxonomy places the organism in Eukaryota, Fungi, Ascomycota, Dothideomycetes, Pleosporales, Lindgomycetaceae.
GAUAUGGUCGCUUUUCGUGAAGAAGAGAUGAGCUUUCCCUAAUCGAGCGUGAAGGCAAGGAACCCCAUGGUGGCAUCAAGUCCAUUAUGCUGCUCCUGUUGGUCUCCGUCAUGCAGAUUGCUUCAAGGGUUCCCUUUGUGUUUUGCUUUUACCCAGCUCGUUCGUAUGCGGCUCACGCCGAGAUGAAGAUCAAGACACCGGCCUCGCUGUGUUCCAUGAUGUUCUGCAGCCUGUCCGUUCAUCCGCUGUUGACCCUAAUUGAAACAGAAAAGGAGGUCAUGAUUCUCGACGAGCUGGUUGAUUUUGGUGAAUCUUACCACCAAACUUAGAACAUGCCGAAGGGUAAUUUGGAACAAAAAGUUUGCAUACUGUUGAC